AUGAACGACACAAACCAGACGAAGACAACAACAAAUCCAUCUAAAGAAAGACUUCUUCUGCUCACCAGACAAACCUCUGUUCCAACCAGAGUCUACUUGUCUGAUUUCAGCAACUCAACCAUCUCACUCAACGACUUCUCAAACUCUUUCCUCACAGACAUUCACAUCUUCACCUUAGAAGAGCUCAAAACCAUCACACAAGGCUUCUCAAAACAUAACUACCUCGGUGAAGGAGGAUUUGGAGAAGUCUACAAAGGGUUUGUUGAUGAUAGCCUCAAGACUGGUUUGAAAGCUCAGCCUGUUGCUGUCAAGGCUUUGAAACGAGAAGGUGGACAAGGCCAUAGAGAGUGGCUGGCUGAAGUUAUAAUCCUUGGUCAGUUGAAGCAUCCACAUCUUGUGAACUUGAUCGGAUACUGCUGUGAGGAUGAUCACAGGCUACUAGUUUAUGAAUACAUGGAACGAGGCAAUCUUGAAGACCAUCUGUUUCAAAAGUAUGGUGGAGCCUUGCCUUGGUUAACAAGAGUGAAGAUUCUGCUUGGUGCUGCUAAAGGCCUUGACUUCCUUCACAAAGGAAAUAAACCUGUUAUUUACAGAGAUUUCAAGCCUUCUAACAUCCUCUUAACCUCGGAUUACAGCUCUAAGCUUUCAGAUUUCGGUUUAGCCACAGAUGGAUCAGAGGCAGAAGACUCAAACUUCACCAAAAGUGUCAUGGGCACAGAAGGCUAUGCUGCUCCAGAAUACAUCUCAACAGGUAACUUGACAACUAUGAGCGAUGUGUUCAGUUUCGGAGUGGUGCUUCUAGAGAUGCUAACAGCUAGAAAGGCAGUGGAGAAGUACAGGUCAUCACAGAGAGGGAGGAGGAACCUAGUGGAAUGGGCAAGACCUAUGUUAAAGGAUCCCAACAAGCUUGAACGAAUCAUAGACCCUAGCCUCGAAGGGAGAUACUCACUUGAAGGCAUCAGAAAAGCAGCUGCUCUGGCUUACCAGUGCCUGAGCCACAACCCUAAGUCACGGCCCACUAUGACCACCGUGGUCAAGACCCUGGGGCCAAUUCUAGACCUCAAAGACAUCCAAAACGGGCCAUUUGUGUAUAUUGUUCCAGUAGCAGGUGCAAAUAACAUCACAUGCAAGGAUGAUGAUGAUGCCAAAGUCACAAAGGAGGAGACAGAGAAAGAAGCAAAAGUCUGUCCAAGACACCGUGGAGGACGGAGGAAGAGACGUAAACAUAAGGCAAUGAAGUCUCGUGCCGUGUAUUCAGACACUACACUGUACAAGAGUCUAGGAACUAGUUUAUACACACAAGCGGAGUAAUUAAACGCAACAAAAAGUAUAUUUAUUUA
Eruca vesicaria subsp. sativa (arugula) is the source of this 1340-nucleotide messenger RNA. The record is from the annotation of a GenBank genome assembly. NCBI's taxonomy places the organism in Eukaryota, Viridiplantae, Streptophyta, Magnoliopsida, Brassicales, Brassicaceae.